Fusarium mangiferae is the source of this 531-nucleotide messenger RNA. RefSeq lists its product as uncharacterized. The transcript has 2 exons. Bases 1 to 531 code for a protein of 176 amino acids. The record is from RefSeq and is a predicted model, not a curated record. NCBI's taxonomy places the organism in Eukaryota, Fungi, Ascomycota, Sordariomycetes, Hypocreales, Nectriaceae.
AUGAAUACACGAUCAACUCUGAAGCGACCCUUUCAGCAGGACACUAGCGAGCUACCUCGCCCGGCCAAAAGGCCUCGCAGGGCAGCCGGGGUGGAGUCGAAUUCUAUCCAGGUGCAGCUUUUAAGACUGGUCCCUGAAGACCUUCAACACCAGUAUGAAGUCAUUCAACUUCUUCAUGAGGCGAGCAAGACUCGCCUGGCUGCUGGCACACAGUGGUAUAAAGAUGGAUGGUAUGAAGAGGAGCAUGGAUACUUGGUGGAAAGGGAGAGAGAACUUGACAUCUUGGAAAUGGGGAUCAAGACCAGAGAAGGCUUUCAGAAGGGGAAGGAUAAGAUCGCUGAGCUGGACAGAGAGGAGAGGAAGAUCAGGGUGGAGAGGGAGAAGAUCCAGAGGGAGUUUGACGACCUAGCGGUUCAAGCUAGGUCUCUUGAUAUACCCUUCUUGGUGAAGCUCGCUGGAGGAUUUUGUGGUGGAAGCAGUGGCGUGGAGCUAGCUAUGGAUAAGGGAGAGGAGGUGGUGGUGGUGGAGUAG